GUGACGUUUUACACAUCGGGUUGCAGACAAGUAAAGAGCGAUUGUUACAUAAGUGGUUGAGCAGUAUUUACUAUUAGGCCGUACUUGUCUUUUAUCCUGGCAGUAAAUCAAGUUUUAAGAAUAUUAACACAUCAUAACUAGAAGAUCUGUUAAAAAAGAAAUCAUGUCUAUAUACAGAAGUACUGUUUGGUUUGUGAAAGGACUGAAAGAAUAUACUAAACAAGGAUACCUAAAUGCUAGUAGAAGUUUCCGACCAAAUGACCUUGAUGUAGAUGUCACUGGUAAAAGUUUUAUGAUAACAGGAGCUAACAGUGGGAUAGGGAAAUGUACUGCUCUAGCCAUUGCUAAAAAAGGUGGGACAGUACAUAUGGUAUGUAGAGACUCAGUAAGAGGAGAAGAUGCCAGAAAAGAAAUAACAGAAGCAACAGGAAACCAGAAUAUAUUCUUACAUCUACUGGACAUGUCAAAGCCAAAAGAUAUUGCAAAGUUUGCUACAGACUUUGAAACCUCUGGAAAAAACUUAGAUGUUUUGAUAAAUAAUGCAGGCUGUAUGGUUAUUAUAAGGGAGUUAACAGAUGAUGGACUGGAGAAAAAUUUUGCUACAAAUACCUUAGGAGCACACGUUUUAACAACAUCUCUGUUAUCUGUGCUGAACAAGGCUGAAAAACCAAGAGUGAUAUUGGUAACAUCUGGUGGCAUGUUAGUACAGAAGUUAGAUCUAAAGGACUUACAGUUUGAAAAGAUGUAUCCAUUUGAUGGCACCAUGGCUUAUGCACAGAAUAAACGACAACAAGUUAUAAUGACAGAACAGUAUGCUAAAAAGUAUCCUAAUAUACACUGUUCAUGUAUGCAUCCAGGAUGGGCUGAUACUCCAGCUGUCAGAAUGUCGAUGCCAAGUUUUCAUGCUAAGAUGAAGGACAGGUUAAGGACACCAGAACAAGGUGCAGAUACACUUCUAUGGUUAGCCAUAUCAGAUGCAGCCAUUAAACAACCUAGUGGAUUAUUUUUUCAAGAUCGUACAUCAGUAUCAAAACAUCUACCAUUAGCAUGGUCCAAAUCUACAAAACAAGAAGAUGAACAACUUAUGUCUGCCUUAGAUGAAUUAUCAAAACAGUAUUCUACGCUCUCAUAAUAUUUUAUAUUUUUAAAAUGUGAAUCAGUGUUUUGACUUGUUGUAUUAAUUGUUACAUGUUUUUAAAUAUGAAUGGCAAAGUUUGUUACUUUUUAAUUUAAAAAAAAGACUUUGUAAUUGUGAUUUACCUUUAAAUAUUUGAUUUACAAACUUAAUAUAUGUUUAAUAUUUUAAUUACCAAUACAGCAUUAUAUUUAAUCACAUUUCUUUUAUGAAUUUAAGUCAUGGUCAAAUUUAAAAAAAACUGAUUUUAAAGUUGACAUUAUCUUAUAUAUCUCUCUUUUCAUGAUAUGAAUUGAAUAUGAUUAGUUUUAACAUGCAUCCAUGUAUUUGUAAAAAAGAUUAAUGUUACAUGUAUAUUAACAUUUAAAUUUUACAUUUUUCGCGUAAUUUUAUAGCGGCAAUAUUUUAUAUAGAUAAGUAUUUUAUCAAUUUUAAAAUCAUUGUGACAAUCUUUAUAUGUUUAAGUUUUUUUUAAUAGUAAUUUAUCAAACCACAUUGAUUGCAAUGUUUUUUUUUUUUAUCAUAUCAUACAACUAAAGGUCAUAUUGCAGUUUAUGGAUGGUUUUUAGUCUAGAAUGACAUCAACUAUUCCUUAUAUUAUACUUAAAUACUACAAGUUUUCAAACAAAAUAGUAGGAUUGUAUUUUACCAAGCAUUUUUAGAAAAUCAAGAACAAUUUUGUUCUUGGUUGGUGCAUCUAUUUUACUUACCUACCUCAAUUGUUUUUAAUUGGUUUAUAUUUAGUGUCAUCAUUGAUGUUUAUAAUUGUAUGCUAUUAAUUGUUUUAUCGCUCUUUUUAUAUUUAUUAAAUGUUAUCAUUAAAUUAUAACAUAUGUUGUAUAAAGAUUAUAAUAAACAGCUGAAAGCA
Mytilus trossulus (common blue mussel) is the source of this 2003-nucleotide messenger RNA. Its product is annotated as dehydrogenase/reductase SDR family member 12-like. Bases 164 to 1132 code for a protein of 322 amino acids. NCBI's taxonomy places the organism in Eukaryota, Metazoa, Mollusca, Bivalvia, Mytilida, Mytilidae. The record is from RefSeq and is a predicted model, not a curated record. The transcript has 10 exons.